This is a messenger RNA of Myotis brandtii (Brandt's bat), 5329 nucleotides long. It is a transcript of the gene LSM11, whose product is annotated as LSM11, U7 small nuclear RNA associated. Gene Ontology annotation, cellular component: U7 snRNP. The transcript has 3 exons. The coding region runs from base 1 to 666 and encodes 221 amino acids. Gene Ontology annotation, biological process: mRNA 3'-end processing by stem-loop binding and cleavage. NCBI's taxonomy places the organism in Eukaryota, Metazoa, Chordata, Mammalia, Chiroptera, Vespertilionidae. The record is from RefSeq and is a predicted model, not a curated record. Gene Ontology annotation, molecular function: U7 snRNA binding.
AUGCGAUGUAACUAUUCUUCUCUCGUUUCAGUGCACGAAGGCAGCCCUCUGGGUGAACUCCAUCGUUGUAUCCGGGAGGGGGUGAAGGUGAAUGUUCACAUCCGCACUUUCAAGGGACUUCGGGGCGUCUGCACAGGCUUCCUCGUUGCAUUUGACAAGUUCUGGAAUAUGGCACUUACUGAUGUGGAUGAGACCUACCGAAAGCCUGUUCUAGGCAAAGCAUAUGAGCGGGAUUCUUCACUGACUCUCACGAGGCUAUUUGAUCGACUAAAACUUCAAGAUUCCUCCAAGAAGGAGGCAGAUUCUAAGUCUGCAGUUGAAGACUCCACUCUGUCCAGAUACUCCCAGACAUCCACUUGGAAGGUAGCCUCAGUGUGGGGAAGAGAAGACACUGACCGGGGCUCACGCAAACAUUCCCGCUCCGUCCCAUCUUCCCUGCAGGCAUCUACAAGGGAGGAGUCCAGGUCAGAGCUGUCAGGGAGGACUAUUCGGACAGAAGGGUCUAGUGUGGGAGGUACCUUUUCCAGAGCUACUACCCUUUCUAGGGGCCAGUCCCGUAAGAAAAAGAGAAAGCCCAAAGUAGAUUACCAACAGGUAUUCACUAGACACAUAAAUCAGAUUUUCAUUCGAGGUGAGAAUGUCCUGCUAGUUCAUCUUGCACAGUGAGCAACUCUGCUUCACUUGAGCUUUAGUAUUUAGAAACAAAAUGCAUGAAUUGCUGCUAUGCUGUAUCCUAGUAUCCCAGUGAAACCCUGAGUUGGAAUUAUCCCCUCUGGUACUGCAUGUGUUGAGGAGAGAACCAGGCUCGGGCUCUCUGGGAGAUGAGCCUCCCUGAAGGGGAGACAGGCCUUGGGAGGGUGGGUUGUUUGCAUUAAUAUCAAAGCAGUAAUACCAGGCUGCAUAUGAGUACACACAUCUGAUUUGGUAUCAUGCUCUACUUCAGACACUCAGACCAAAUAUACGAUCUUCCAUUUGAAUCAGGGGUUAUAGUAUGAAUUAAAUUGACUCUAAGGACUCUUUAGUGUGGAGAAGAAAAACCGCAAAAAGAAUGAUCUCAUUUUAAAGCUAGUACUCUGAAUACUCACAAAUUUGAUUCUAAGAGUAGCAGUAUAAAUUGCCCUGGAACCCUACACCAACAUCUUGUAACUGACUGUUGAAUUUUGCUCUCCACCAUUCUCUCUUAAUCAAGAAAUGUAAUCUAUUAUCUUUGGAUAUCUGUAAGAUCUAAGAAAGCUACCAAUUUAUGUAAGGGCAAAAUUUGAAAAGUUGGUAUGCUUAAAGCAGCCAGCAAUGAAUGCCCUGUUUUUAUCCCUCCUUAUUAUGGAAAGGAAUGUGGGACCUCAGCAGUCUUCCCUUACCAGAGGUAACUUCUGUGAAUGACAUACCAGAUGGAACUAUAAGAUGCUCGUGUGGUGGCUUCUUGUCUUUCUCUCAAACUUCUGUGGCAUAGUGCUAGUGCAUGUACCCUGUGUAUUGCCUCUCUGUGACCUGUCCUAUAAGCUUUAUGGCAAGAGACUGUGACCUUCAAGUCUGUCUUCAAAGAGUGCUGCAUGAACUCUGUAAUAUACAUGCACCAUACAGCUGAGAAUCCCUUUUCCAGGCAGGGCUGGUCUUAUGUAGAAUAUCUUUCAGAAUGGUUUUCAUGAGACAGCAGCAGUAGUUUUAUUCCCUGUGUCAGACCAAAGAGGUUCUUACAAACUAGAGUAGGUGUGUCUGUAAGGGACACUUUACUCACAGCCAGCUUCAGUAGCAGAAAUACCAUAGCACUCUCCAAUACUACUUGAAUCAUGCUAUAUGCUUUCUCAGUCAUCAAUGCAGAAUAGGCUACAGACUGUUAGGUAACAUUGAAUUUUUUUGUUUUGUUUUGUUAGUUUAUGUUUUAUUUUAGAUAAUUCAUAUUCAAAUUACAAAUAAGAAAUAGCUAACUAGUUAAAAUGCUUGAAAAGAAAAAUUUCCCCUGCUGUAUUUGUUGUGUAACUUAGAUACCUGGUCCUUCUGCUAGAUGGGUCACUGGCUUAUCAUAUAAUGAAAGGAGAGCCUCAGUGUUUGCCCAUCAGACACCUACCUCACAGGAGCACUGAGACAACGAAUUUUAGGAAGGCAUUUUAAAGUCUCUAAGCAUGUUUUGGAACCAUGAGUCAUUUUUACUAACUCUACUUCAUGGUUUGGUUAGAAUGCUUAUGAGCAAGGCAGGUAAUCUCUGUAGGUAUCAUAAGUAUGAUCUUGCUGUGAUCAGAAGGCAGCGGUAUCUUCAGGAACUAUUUCCCAUGUUCCAUUCCUUUCUCCUAAAGGACAAUGGGAGUUUCAGAAGAAUAUCUUGAGUAAGAUGAGAGUAACAUUUCUUUGCUGCUCCUCUACAUCCUAGCCCCUACCCUUUCUGAUCAUUUUUAGAAAGGAUUCCCCUGAAUUUCUCAUCAGUUUGUAUGAUAAUACCAAAGGGAGAAUGAGCAUCUAAAAACAACACAUCCCUAAAAGGGAAUUUGUAGAAAUUGUUUUGUUUUAUUUUAAAAUGCAUUUUAAAUAUGUUUUUUAGAGCCACAGAAGAUGUAUUAAAUAUUUAGAGAGGUUCCAGAUCACAAACUUGAACCAUCAUCUUUGGAAUCUGCCAAUCUAAUCUCUUCUAAAUAAUGUGUCUAAAAGUUCAGUUCCCCAGUUAAUAGUUGUCUUGUUUAAUCAUCAGGCACCCCUGCCUCUACCUCUUUACCAGUCUCCCUUGUUUGGCUGUCCUAUCUGUCUGCCCUCUUGUUCCUUAGCUAGAAGCUGUAAUGGAUAUUAGAUUUUUCCAAUAAAGUAGAAAUUUGGAAUCAAACGGAAUAUAAUCAAUUUCUGUUUCAGUCUAGUGCCUGAUUAAAUCUAACCUAAUUUAUUUUACAUAAUGCUGGUUUUCAUAAUGUUUGUAUAUAAUUUUUAUAUAUUCAUGUAAGGAUUGAUUUACUGCUUUUUUCUACCCAACUUAAUAAUUCUGGCUCUGAAAAAUUUAAAACUGUGAUAUGUCUUAGAUGCCCAUUUAUUUGUUUGGUUUGGACAGUGAUCCUGGAAUGAUUGAACUAUCUAGUAUUGUGUUAUUUUGUGCAAAGCAUACUUUUUUAGAGAAGUCAGUUUUUAAAAAUCAUAGCCUUUUUCUUUAUUAUUGGAGAAAUUUUUCAUAAGGAAGAAAAAAUAGGUCCUAACAAUGUAUAUGUUGCUCAAAAAAUGUGAUCAUCUAGGAUAUUAUAGUAAGUUGCUAUGGAAACAACUGAUGUCUUCCUCAAGAGGAGAGAAAAGGAGGCAGUAACCACUAGAAUGGUAGAGACCUGGGGGCCCCUCCACCUGAAGGGGGCUCUAAGCUGCUGCAGGUCAGCAAAACUGGUUUCUAGUAUUCCCCAGAGAUUUGGAUUUGGGAAACUUGGUAGGAAUAAUACUUAUUUUUGAACAUCCAUUUUGGUUCUUCAAAGUAAUCUCCAAACAUGGGAAUGUGUUUUCCGGACAUUUCACAGGGCAUACCUAUCUGUGUACUUGUUGAGGUCCUCUCAGGAGUUUCCAGCUUUGUUAGAUAAGAACAAGGGAUUGAGAAAUUGAAGAUAUGCUAUUACACCCAGAAUAGUUUCGUGUGCCAUUCUUUGUACAGAGAGAUGAUUCUACUGCUCUACCACAAGGCGAACUUGCACUUUAGGUUGUUCAUUUUAGUAUCUGGAAAGCAUUUAUGCUUCCUUUCAGAGACAGACCUCUUAUGAAAGAGGUGGGCAGUUGGUGAGAUGGUUAGCCAGAGUUAGCAGUGUCUAAGCAGUACCCUGCCUGCUCUCUGCAUGUCAAGCCAGAAAGCUUAGAAACCUUUAACACUAAAGUCUAGAUAGGAGUCCUUACUAUGAGUUGUUAGUGAAUCAAGAGGGGUUCAUCUGUUUUCAUGGUGGAAUAGUCUAAAAGCACCUUUAGAGAUUGUCAGGUCAUGAGCCAUGAGCUGCUCUUAAUCCUCAGAAGCCUUAUGGAAAGUAGGUGUACUGCUUCUAUUCCUUGAGAAAAAAUAGAACCUAACUUGAUGAAGAGUAGAUAUUUAUAUUUAUGUUUGCACUGUUCCUGUAGUAGCUGACAUGGGUAAAAUAAUGAAAUAUAAUAAGUUCUGUAAAUUACUUGUUUAAAUUUUGUCUAAUUUUGCCUUUAGGAAAUAAUUUAAAUUAUUCAAAGAUAGCUAGCUAUCCUAAAGUUUUCCAGUCUUUUGUGUAUUUUUUUUAUGAAUGAAAUGAUUUCUGUGGUUCAGGUCAAGGUUUAUGUAAGUGUAUCAUGGUAUAAAUAUAAUGGUUUUCCAGCUGUUCUAAUUUCUCUUUUCCUGUGCCAGAUACAGAAUGCAGUCAACCCCUUCUGUUCAUCAGCCUGUGUUUUUCAGGGCAGUAACUCCCAAAAGGGUUUUCUUAGUGAUUAUAAAGCAAGAAAAUCUUAUGUGGGCUUGUGUUACAAAGGUGGGUGGUCUGUCAUUGCUUUCUGACAAAUUGAGUGAUGGGUUUAAGAUAAGCCUUUGGAGUUCCUGUCACAGUUUCCUGGGCUCCAAGGAAGGGUUGGGCCUUCUUUACUCUCAGUGUUUUUCAAAUGUUUGUAAGUUCUCUUGCACCCCUCUAAUAAAAAUGAAAGCUCUCUGUCAAGAAAUGGCUUUGGAUGAUUCGGAGAUCGAGGGGGGCGAAAGUACACCUGAGACCUUCAGUUGGUCUUUUAUUUAUUUAGAAUAAAGAAUAGUCUGAUAAGCAGCCAGAGUUAGUGCUCCUUUAAAAACACUCUGAAAAGAUGGGAACUCUCCCUCAGGAAAACUACAAAAGCUAUUCCCAGUACAUUGCAAUUGCUUUUGAUUUUUAGUCCUUUGAGCAAAUGUCUGAUGUUAUGUUUUUUGAGCUGUGGGGGAAAUAUAUCUAAAAAUUUUUAACAGAUAUUAUUUAAACAAUGAUUAUCUGACUGAAUUCUGUGUGAGCUAGGCUCUAGGGCAGCUGCCCAGUUCUUUUUCUGUUGUCCUAGCAGUAAAGCAGAUAGUAAGUGAUGUCUUAAAAAGUGAUUUACUGACAUCUAAAGACAUAACCUUCUGGGCUACCCUGGGAAUACCCCUCUGCAAAUAUUUACUGUUUUUUUUAGACAAGGCUAAACCUGGAUGACUCUAUGAAUUUAUAGUUUUUCUAUUCAUAUACCAGCUGCUAAAUGAAAAACCAUGAUUUAUAAUCUCGUCUUGAAAUUACUCCUAAUUAUUAAGUUCACCUAACCCCUUCCUGUUUAGGGAGGAUUGCUGCUAGUAACGUCAGUUUGCAAUGUUCUGCUUUAGAUAUGUGUCAUAUGGGAGUCUGGAAGCUGUAAUAAAUAUGAUUGUAUUAAUGUA